Arachis ipaensis is the source of this 1738-nucleotide messenger RNA. Lineage: Eukaryota; Viridiplantae; Streptophyta; Magnoliopsida; Fabales; Fabaceae. The record is from RefSeq and is a predicted model, not a curated record.
GGACAUGUCGAUGGUGCUGAGGAGGGUGUGGGAACUGGUGUCAAGCACGUCGAGAGGGAAAGUGGAUGGGAGCGGAGCAGAGGCGUGUUCACGAUCCGAUCUGGGAGAGUUGGAGCAGCUGCCGGGAGACAUAUUGUUGCAAAUCCUGAGGGUGUUGGGGCCCAAGGAUGCAGCCAAAAUGAGCUGCGUAUGCAAGGCUCUCAGAUGCCUCGUUUUCGACAAUCGUUUGUGGGUUCACUUCCUUCAGACCUAUCAGCCCGACCCUUCUUCCGACUCUCUUUUCUUUGCUGAGGCCACCUUGAGCUAUGGCUACCCUCUCCCUCUUCCACCCUUCCAUGCCCGCACCCCCCAGCUCUCCUUCAAGCAUAUUUAUGGCCAACGAGCUCGCGUUCCUGGUUCCGUUAUCAUUGAUGGCGGUUCUGGCUAUUGCAAAUUCGGUUGGAGCAAAUAUGCCUCUCCAUCCGGCCGUUCAGCAACGUUUUUGAUGCAGGAAUUCGGUAACAUCGAGUCUCCAAUGUAUACUAGACUACGACAUUUUUUUGCAACUAUAUAUAACAGGAUGCAGGUGAAACCAAAUACACAACCUGUUAUUGUUUCCGUGCCAAUAUGUCAUUAUGAUGAUACUGAAUCAGCUAAAGCAUCAAGACGGCAGCUUAAAGAAGCAAUCUAUUCUGCCCUGUUUGACAUGAAUGUUCCCGCUGUUUGUGCUGUCAACCAGGCAACUCUAGCUCUGUUUGCUGCAAAACGUACUUCUGGAAUAGCUGUUAAUAUAGGGUUUCAAGUCACAUCUGUAGUUCCAAUUUUUAAUGGUAAAGUGAUGCGCAGUGUGGGCGUGGAAGUUGUGGGACUGGGAGCACUAAAACUUACAGGAUUUCUGAGGGAGAAGAUGCAACUCAACAACCUAAAUUUUCAGUCUUUAUACACUGUCCGCACAUUGAAAGAGAAGCUGUGCUAUGUUGCUCUUGAUUAUGAAGCUGAGCUAUCAAAAGAUGAGAUCUUAUUCCAGCCUCAUCUUGCUGGAGUGCAAGCAAUGGGUUUGCACCAGGCCAUAGCUCUUUGCAUGGAGCAUUGCCAUUCUGCGGAAUUAGCAGGUGACAGUGAUUGGUACAAGACUGUAGUUUUAUCAGGGGGUUCUGCAUGCUUACCAGGUUUGGCAGAAAGGUUAGAGAAGGAACUAAAGGCCUUACUUCCUCCCUACAUAUCCAAUGGAACCAGAGUCAUACCUCCUCCAUAUGGUGCCGAUACUCCUUGGUUUGGAGCAAAGAUCAUUGGCAAUCUGAGCACAUUUCCUGGUCCAUGGUGUGUGACCAAGAAACAGUUCCGACAGAAGCCGAGACUCAACCUCAUUUGGUGAUUCACCGGUCUCAUCUAAAUCUUUUUCUGAAUGUAAAUUAUUCAUCCUCCUCCUGCACAACAGCAGGGGUGAAUUAUAUAGCAGGAUUUCUUGUAUGCGUAAAUAAUGUGAUUUCUUUCUUUACAAAAGUAUAGAUGGUAAAUGGGCUGAUUUAUGUACACAACAAUAAUAGGAUAAAAAAAAAUUCUUAUAUUGCAACUUGCGACGAAGCUAUAAAUAAAAUUGCAGUCCACAAAAUGAGGGAUUCGAUGUAUAACAAACGAAGUUAUGGUAGUGAAAUACAUUGUUAUGAUUUUUCGGCUACCACCAAGGUCUUUAGUAAUUUGAAUGGACGGGUUUACCAUUUGGUCUGUGUGUAAUAGUGUCUAGCUUUUAAUAUAAUCU